AUGCACAACCCUAGUAAGCAGAGAUCAGUUCUUCGAACAAACAAGCGCGGUGAGAGGGAAUCAGUGAAUUGUCCCGAGUCUAUCGUUGACUACAACACCUUCAUGGGUGGAGUUGACAAAUUCGUUCAGCUUAUGUCGUCUUACUCGAUUGCCCAGAAAUCUCGUCGGUGGUGGUUGAAACUAUUUGAUUAUUUCAUCGAUACGGCGAUAGUAAAUAGUUACGUCAUGUACAAGGACUCUGCCAAAAAACAGCGUCGCCGUUAUUUGUCUCACCUCGAGUUUCGCUCUCAAUUGAUCAACGAAAUGAUCGGUAAUUUCUGCAGCAGAAAACGCAAGGGCUAUAGACCCGGAGCGGGAGUAGGCAGAGAAACAUCAACCAGAUGGUUACCCAAAAUGCAAUUCGUUUCUUAA
Acanthoscelides obtectus is the source of this 411-nucleotide messenger RNA. Lineage: Eukaryota; Metazoa; Arthropoda; Insecta; Coleoptera; Chrysomelidae. The record is from the annotation of a GenBank genome assembly.